UCCUCUCCCUGCAGCAUGGGUUUGGCCCACUCUGACGUUGACCUCAAAGUCUCCUUGUCGGAGAGCGGGAAGAAGAGAGCACAGCUGAUGGAUUGUCUCCGAGGCGCACACAGCCUUUUGGAGGGACAGUCUGACCAACUGCAAAAGCGGCAGAAUCAGCUGGAAGAGAGCAAGGCAAAGAUCGAACUCCUCUCUUGGAAUCAGAAACAGCUGGAAAAUUCCAUCUCGCAGUUGGAAGAAGAGAAAGAUUUAUUCCAAGCCUCGUAUUGCGAAGAUCAGAGAAACCAAGCAGAGCUGCAGGAGAAGAUUUUACACCUGGAGAAAGAAAUGGCCAAAACAAAAUGCUCGCUGGAGCAAAUCAACCAAGGACGGCCCUCUGUGCUGCUCUAUCCCACAUACACAUUCCCCCUGACAGGAAUAGGAGAAGAUCUAUUGAAACAAGGAAAGGCCACUUUGAUACGGAAGCUCCAGACUGCACAAGACACCGCCCAUGUGUAUCAGGACUGGGCUGUGGGUGUAGGGGCAGAACGCGAUAAAGUCUUUGAAGAGUUGAAGACCUUUAGAGAGGCACAACGUUCGGCCCUCAUGAAAACCAACGAGAGCAACCAAAGACUGACCGACUCCCUGCGAGCCCAGGGCUCCCUGCACAAUGAGAUGAAUGAGUUGAGGAUCAGCUGCAGUGAAGCUACUUUGGAGCGAGAUUUACUGUCAUCCAAAGUACUAAGAUUGGACGGGGCUGUUGAAGACCUGAAGGCCAAACUGGUGGGUGCUGUGGCUGACAAGGACCGAUUCUUCAAGGAGAAGCUGGAUUUACAUCAGAGAGUCCAGCUGUUGAGCCUGGAGCUGGAGCGUGCCCAGCGAGGGAGAGAAGGCUUCGAUGAGCAAGUAGCCAGUCUCCACGUGGAGCUCGUGAGCAGCAAAUCUCAGGCCAACAGAAAAGACCAGGAGAAAGUCUUACUGAAGGAAGAACUUGCAACCAUUAAACAGGUAAACGAGAGGGUCUCCUCUGAAAUGGCUGAGAUCCAGAAGAAGCUGGUGAGUUGCCAGGAACAGCUCCACCAACUGGAGGCUGAGAAGAAGAUCCUGAACAAUCGCAUGGAGGCCCUGGAAGCCGAGCGAAUCCAGCUGAUCAGCGAGAAGGAGAUGCUUGUUACCGCGGUGACGACCAGCAACCAAAGCCAGGACAGCGAGCUCCUGACCUGCAAGGCAGACUGCGAGGCCCUGCGAGUUUCUCAGGCUCAGCUGAACGAGCAGAACAAAUGGCUGGAGGCUCAGUUACAGCAGAAGGCGGAGGAGUUGGCUGCAGUUACCCUAGAGCAACAGCAGGUGACGCUGCACUGGAAGGAGAAGUGGCAGGAGGCAGCCGUGGCUCUCAAAGCCAAGGCCAAUGAGGUCCAUUUGGCAACCGUGACCUGCAAGAGAAGCAACGCGAAGCAAGAGAGUUUGUCUGUGGUGCGUGUGGAGUUGGACGCUUGCAAACAGGAGUUGGAGCUGGAGAAGAGCACGAGGUGUAAGCUACAGCGGCAAGUGCAAGCCUUACAGAGCGCCAGUCAUCAGCUCCACCAACCAAGCCAGGCCGACCAGGGGACAAUGUUUCACAAGCGUUCAGGGAGCGCAGUGAUGGAGAGGACCCUCGUGAACAGGAAGCUGGAUGUGACAGAGACACAGAUGGAGGGGAUUUGGUGUCACAGGAAGGGCUCCUCUUCUUACAGCUGGAAAGCAAGGAUGCUCCACUUUCAGGACAUCUUUUGAAGUCUGACACCUCCUCCUCACCUGGCCUGCCGUCACCUUUGGUUGAGGAGCUGCUGUCCCAGGUAUCCGCGCUUCAGGAAGAACUCAGGGACGCCAAGACUCAGCACCGACAGCAGCAAGAGAUAACCAAGGCUCUCAGAGAGGAACUGGAAGAAGCCAAGGUGAACAAGCCAGGAGAAUUCAAGGCGUCUCUGGAAGAAGUGGAUAAUGACCUGUUUCAAGUACGAGAAGAGUUGGAGAAGGUUUGGGACAU
Messenger RNA from Callorhinchus milii (elephant shark), 2005 nucleotides. Its product is annotated as cingulin. The record is from RefSeq and is a predicted model, not a curated record. Lineage: Eukaryota; Metazoa; Chordata; Chondrichthyes; Chimaeriformes; Callorhinchidae. The transcript is spliced from 16 exons. The coding region runs from base 16 to 1752 and encodes 578 amino acids.